Messenger RNA from Lepus europaeus (European hare), 927 nucleotides. RefSeq names its product profilin 3 (gene PFN3). The record is from RefSeq and is a predicted model, not a curated record. The transcript has a single exon. The coding region runs from base 512 to 925 and encodes 137 amino acids. NCBI's taxonomy places the organism in Eukaryota, Metazoa, Chordata, Mammalia, Lagomorpha, Leporidae. Gene Ontology annotation, cellular component: cytoplasm. Gene Ontology annotation, molecular function: actin binding. Gene Ontology annotation, biological process: actin cytoskeleton organization; regulation of actin filament polymerization; positive regulation of actin filament bundle assembly.
AGCUAGCAGAUAACAGGGCCUGUGAGAUCGCCACACGCGCGUUUUAGGUCCCUAACCAGCUCACAUUUCUGUGUGGCACACCCUGGGCUAGGUGACCGCGUGUUACGGCUCGCGAGAAAUUCAGGCACACCUGCAGUCUACGGAGAGGCAGACCCCAGCCUUGUUUGAGCAUCAGGAUCACCCGGGGAGCUUUCUCUAUGCCCAAGACCCACCUCAGGCCAGUUAACUCGGUGUCUCCAGGCACGGGGAGUGGAGAGCCAGACGCUUCCAAAACAUCUUUCCUCUGAGAUGUUGGCUUCCGUGGGUCACUUUGACGACUCUGUCUCUCCCACAAGCGAAUUUUAGAACUCCCCCACCCCCACCCCCGGCGCCAGACUCCCUCCAGCCCAAGUAGCCGCUCUGUGACGCCGCAGCGCGUCACAGCCCCGCACUCGCACGCGCCCCAGCGCCAGGAGCCGGAGCGGCGAGAUCUCUCUCUCCGAAGCAGGCGGAGGGGCGCGCUCCAAGCAGGAUGGGCGAUUGGAAGGGCUACAUCAGUGCGGUGCUGCGGGACCAGCGCAUCGACGACGUGGCCAUCGUGGGCCACUCGGACAACCGCUGCGUGUGGGCGUCGCGGCCCGGGGGCCUGCUGGCGGCCAUCUCCCCGCAGGAGGUGGGCGUGCUCACCGGGCCCGACCGACAGACCUUCCUGCAGGCGGGCCUGAGCGUGGCCGGCCGCCGCUGCUGCGUCAUCCGCGACCACCUGCUGGCCGAGGGAGAUGGCGUACUGGACGCGCGCACCAAGGGGCUGGAUGGGCGCGCCGUCUGCGUGGGCCACACGCCGCGCGCACUGCUGGUGCUCAUGGGCCGGCGCGGCGUGCAUGGCGGCCUCCUCAACAAGACCGUGCACGAGCUGAUCCGCGGGUUGCGCACCCAGGGCGCCUAGCC